CGCGACGCAAUAUCACAAUGCGACAAAAGCUUGUAGUGCUCUAUAAUAUGAUAUCCAGUGAAGCGCAUCUUCGACCUCGACGAUGAGCACUCCCGCCGAGUCUGAGAAAAUCCUCCAGCCACGCUCCCAACACAUUCUGGGCGCCGCAACCAUUCCGGCCCCACUAUACAUAUCGCUUUUGAGCAUAUUAUUGAUCAUCUGGGCAUUUGUGUAUAUUCGACCAACAAGCGUACUACCAGGACGGUCGUUAUGGCUCAGAUGGCAUUGGCCACGCUCGAGGAAGUCCACGCCUGUCCCGCAAGCCGUCGUCGACGCGCACACCAAGAAAGUCGAUCGCAAAUUCGGCACAUGGACGCCUAUCGAGUUCGAGCGACCGGCGGUAGCUCCUUACCCGAACUGGUCUGUCACUGAUACAUCUCCUCUCAAGUAUCGACCAUUCCGUUACGGACCGAAAUACAACAUCACCAUGGGGCUUCGAACGCUCCACCAGUGGGAUGACUGGAUUGAGCUCGACAAUCACUAUCUGCGCUUCCAUGCCGACAAGAAACGCCGCAUUGAAGAGCGAGGCGCCAAAUGUUGCAGAACCGAUGACUCUGAUCCUCGCGCCCUCGAUGGCGCAGUCGAACUCUUGGAAGAACUCGCCUCCUAUCUCCCCGAACGCUACCCUUCGAUGUUCCAGAAAACCGACGUGGGGAUCGACAACAUCAUCACGCACGAAAGUUUUGACAUCCGCAAAGAUCGUCUCACCAUGAACGGCCACGCGGAAGAUCCCAUGCAACUCUCCGCACGUCUCAUCCAAGACGACCUCGCCAUCAUGUUUGAGAGAGAAGAUGGUAUCUACUACUUCCUCGCGGGAUCAAUUCUGCUCGCUGGGUUCUGGCGCCUCGAAGAUAAAUUCGGCAUGGGCCUCCCGGAAAUUCACACGUCCGGCCACGUCCCCGGGUACGAGAGCAAACUCCACAAAGGCAUGACGAAUGCCUUUCGCCGCAUGAUGCCCGACAAAGUCGUGCUGCGCCACAACUACUUCAUCCAAGUCGACGAGGAUUUAGCGUGGAGCUACAGCAUCGGCGACGAGGACCACGAUGGCCAUGGCUGGUUCACGGCGGAGAAGAACAAGGCCAUCGAACACCAUUGGUUCCGCUCCGAGAGGCAGUCGCUGCGAAGAUUGCCUCGGAGUGGGGGGAUUGUGUUUACCAUUCGCACGUACUUUCAUCCAAUUACGGAAAUUGCAGAGGAGCCGUAUGUCCCCGGGAGACUGGCGAGUGCGGUGAGAAGUUGGGGAGAGGAUGUGAGUCAGUAUAAGGGUAAGGAGAGGUAUGGGGAUGUGUUGUUGGAAUAUUUGGAUCGUAAACAUGAGGAGCAGGUUGCGAAGGGGCUGGAUAUGGAGAGGGAAGAGGAGUUGAGGCAGUAUCCUUGGUAGAGCUGUUUGUGUGUUGAUGCGGUGAAUGUGUAUGUUGGG
Molecule: messenger RNA, 1459 nt
Organism: Sphaerulina musiva SO2202
Lineage: Eukaryota; Fungi; Ascomycota; Dothideomycetes; Mycosphaerellales; Mycosphaerellaceae
Exons: 2
Coding region: 83-1420 (445 amino acids)
Source: RefSeq, a predicted model, not a curated record